CCGCGGACGGCGCAGACAGUAAACAGAGAGCACGCUGACGCUCGCUGAAAGGUGGUGCCCCGGGAUGCCAACGCAGCUGGUGUUGGCGCUGCUCGCGGCCACAGCGGCGUGCACCCUUGCCCGGCCUCCAGAGCCCACGCCGUCUCGAGUGGUGGCGCUGGAGCCCGCACUGCGAGGCCCGCUCCGCCAGCGCGUGCCCAUUCCAGAGUCGCGAGAGUACCUGUUACCGAGGUUCCCGCUGCCACACUUUCUAGCAUACGAUGACAGCCCCCGGAUGGCUCCACCGCCGCAGCGAACUUUACACGACCACGAUUGGCUGAAUAAGGAAAUUGAUCGCAUCAAUCAGAUGUCAGGUGAAAGUGAAUCCAUCGUGAGACCAUACGACGACGAUUUGGCCCGCUGGAUUGCCCGUGACCCUUAUGUGCAGCGUAUGUUCGAAAGUCCCAUUAAAACGGCUCCUAGCCACAAAUUGGUUCUAGAGUAUAUGAACGAAGUAGAUGAAACCAGAGAGCGACCACGUCUAAUGCCGGCUCCCUCUUUUCAUGAAAUAAAAGGCCUAAGCAAACGCCCUGAGAACCCGGUCAGAGAUGAUAGAAAAUCAUUUGCACUUACACCUCUUGAUAAAGGCUAUUUUGAACCAGACCCGAAUGCGAAAAACCAACAAUAUGAAGUCAUAGUGGAUACACCCAGUAUUGAGGAACCUUUGGCAGCUAUGGUUAAGGAACCACCCCGGCAAACUCGACAAAAUCCCAAUCUCAGUCGUACCAAAACUCUUGUCACCGAAAACAUAGAUAAACUGAGAAGCGGACUGGCUAAUAAGGACUACCGAUUACCUGUCUCCUUACUGCCAACCAACCUGGGCUGGUUGAAAAUAAAUUCUGUUGAGGAUGAGGAGAGCAACGGCCACGAAGACGGUUUGAUGGCAGAGAAGGGUAGAGAGCACAUUCACGUGCUGGAGGCCUCCAGUAACGACCCAAUAGACCCACUGUUGUUGGCUGCCGUAGGCGGGGCUAUUGCGGCAGCUGUUAGCCUUACCAUUUUCGGAUUCACCUUCGCGUGGUAUACGUUGGCGAAAAAGGCGAAGGCUGCAGCUGACGUGGACUACCCGGCUUACGGAGUGACGGGACCCACGGUAGACUCUUCGGGCGACCGGAAACUCGCUCACUCGGCCCACAUGUACCAUUAUCAGCACCAGAAGCAGCAAAUCAUUGCGAUGGAAAAUAGGAUAGACCUGGAGCAGCGCCUGGGCUCGGUGUCGGAGCCCGAGUCGGAGGAGGAGAACGAGGAAGGUGACUACACCGUGUAUGAGUGCCCCGGUUUCGCCACGACUGGUGACAUGGAGGUGAAGAACCCGUUGUUCUCCGACGACCCCACCCCGGCCACUCCUGGCAAGUGCGAAGUGGUGAAACCCCAACCCAAGGAAUAACUGCAUACCAAACAUUCUUCCUUCUACGGCUUUGACUUCUUUCUUAAUUCAUUAUGGAUCUCCAAUAAUAUGGUUAGUCCUCUUUUAGUUAACAGUGUUUAUAGGCAGAAUUGAAAUUAUUAUAACGAAUUGUUAAUUAAGUAUUUAAUUACGCUUCUGAGCGUGAAGUUCUACAUCCUUAAAAACAAACACUCGGUUAAAGUUUUUUUGUGUAUAAUGGUGCUUAAAAGUAACUUCCAUGUUUGUUUUUUGACCAGUGGUUAGAUACAUACUACAAAUAAUAUGCGCUAAUAUACUAAGUUUAAAAAUAUAGGUACUAUGUUAUGUUGUACAAAUUAGCUUCCAAUGCUAAAUGAUAAAAAUGAAAUCACAAUCCUUAAAGACUACCCAUGUGUUAGUUUAAUGUCUACCAAUUUUUAAAAUAUAACAGAAUUUAUGUACCUAAUCACAUAUCUUCUACUUAACAAGGUACCAAUACAUAAAAUUAAAAGAAGCGUUCGCAUUUCGAACAUAUAUUACCUACUUUUAAAAUUCUGGAAAAUAUUCCGGUGAUUAGGGUAAUCAUAUGAAAUUAUACUAAACAUACAUACAUAAACAUGGUAGUAAUUAGGUUAUAAAAAAUCAUAUAGUACUUCGACUUAUCUGACGUAUAUAGUUAUUUACAAAUAUAAAUCGGUGUUACUCAAUGUGGCAAAAGUAGUGUAUAAUAGAUUAAUGAAUGAAAUGAAAUAACUUAAUGUAUCAAAACUGAGACUCGUCUGCCCCAUCUGGGUAAUUCCACGAGACUGUAACGUCAAUUACCAAUUCUUUCUUGUGUUCUUACAUUAAUUAAGCAAAUCUAAAUGUAUGUAUGUCUAUAUGUAAGAACACACGAAAGAAUUGGCAACUGACGUUACAGUCUCGUGGAAUUACCCAUCUGUGUAUUAGCAUCCUAAUGGUAUUUUGCAUGCAGCACGGUGCAUCAGUAUUAUUUCCUUACACACACAAUAACUAAUAGGUACUUAGAUGAAUAUGAAGAAAACAGGUACUUACUUCCAGGGAUUCUAGGCAAUAUUUGCAUCGAAUAGUGACUAGGACGUCUUUACGCCAGUAGAGUACGAUAUGACGUGUACCUAUAUAGUUAUCCGUAUCAUUGUAGGAACCUUUUUAUGGUUUUUUACAUACAUAUUAUUUGACACGCAGCCAAAGCCUCUUUCUGUAUCCCAGAUAUUAAGCAUAGUAGGUAUUUGUAUUUAUUACAUUCAUUUCAUAUAUUCAUUUUUUUUCAUGUAGUAAGUGCCUAAUAAAUAAAAUAAAAUAAAUAAAUAAAUAAAAUUACACUUUAUAUCACCCCCGUGACACUUUUAUCUUACUCCUCUUUUUCUUAUUUGUGUAUCUAUAUUUAUGACUGUGUUUUCCUCAUUUCGUUCUUUCAUUGCAUUUGUGAAUACUCGCAUGUGUAAUCGCAAUUUAUUAGCUCCGCUACCCAAAUGUUGUCUGGUAGGAAUCGCUUUUUAGCGAUAAGACUGCCUGUUGUUUAACUAUACUUGUGUUACUUAUGUUUUUUUCUCUAAAUAAAUACCUACUCUUAUUCUAGUUGUAUUUGGGAUAUAAAGAAGCAGGAUUUGCGAUCCUCCCCACUCCAUACAUUCUCUUGAGCGACCUUCUGGCAUGGGCCUGGAUCGGCCUAAAACCAAAACCGUUGUUUGGUGCAAUCGAUAUACUUACCUACUGUUUGGUUUUGAUAUAUUUAAAGCUUUAAUAUCUUUACAAAAAAAAUAUAUUUAUACUGUAGAUAUCUAUAUUAUUGUAACCUAAAGGUGCAAAUUUGAUUCAAGUAUGUAAAUUACAGGUUAUAUUUUUUUUUACCUUUAAGGGCUUUAUGUAUCUUCAUAUACAAUUAUUAAUACCUACCAAUGAGACACUCUUUAUACUUUAUCUUAUCAGCCUCUGAAGUAUAUUGUUGAGAACAUAUAUUUUGUGUUGAAGAAUAGUUGUGAAGAAUAUUCGGUAGAAAUGAUUAAUUAGAGUCAAUGACCAGCUUUCUUCAAUUAAGCGGCAAUGGAAAAACGAAUAAUUUUUCUGGUUAUCCCUCCGACGCAGUGCCGUAUGCUUUGAUUAAAAACCUUGUCUGAUUAAAAUUUACCUUCAUAUUGAUAAAAUAUACACCUGGCACAAACAUACACUCCAUAUUAUAUACAUAGUGCUUAUAAUUUUCUUAUGUACACUCAUUUUAUAUAUUUCUAUGGUGUGGCCGUUAAAAUUAUUGAGUAAAAGUACUUAAUCGUUUAUAAGGUAGGUAAAGUAAACAAUAUUACUUAUUCGUCAAUGCUUAAAUCUUCAGCUAUGAUUUGUUUUCGGAAUCUUCUUCAAAUCAAAUCCCAUUUUAAAGUUUUGUACAGUCGACGUCACAGAUAUUUUUUUCAUUUUUGGCCUUAUUACUAAGGGGUAAGGUGUACAAGUAUAAACAUAUCCAUUACACCGACUGUACUCUAUGAUCUUUUCUUAUGCUCACGUGCACAGGCUAUUGCACCUACGCCUAUUACUAGGAUAUAAACUUUUCUAAAUGAUUCUUCAGAAAAUGAAAUAAUAUAAAUUGGUAUUUAAACUAUUAAGUUCGACGUAACCAGUCUAGUCUAUUUUUUUUUUUUUUUUUAAUUUAUUUAUAAAAGAGAAAUUAUGUGGGAUAAAGUCGUAUAUAAAUUCAUAUUUCAGUGUAGCUGAUACACAAUACUAUACAAAAUUUAUCCCAGAUCAUAAAAUACGUUGUAGUUCAUACAGAGAAGAUUUGGAGUAUUUUUGACGUUUUGAGUUUAAAGUUGAAUGGCCUGUUCGUAUUUUAUAUAGAAAGAUACAGAAAUUUAUUUCAAUAUAAUUAACACAUAAAAAAAUGUUUUCUCCAAUCAUGAACAGUAUCGCGCCUGUUCUUUUAAAACAGAUCGAAAUUAAUGAAACGUCAAACUUAAGCAGCUCUAUUACCCUUGUUUAUAGUAAACUGUUCCCGGUGUCUAAAAACUGAAGUUGUGAUUUAAAUUUCAUUAUUGAUGCCACGUCCAUUAUAGGGGUGUUUACCACAAUGAGGAUGACAAGUUGGCAACCUUAUUUAAAUUAAAUUAAAUUCUAAGACGUAUUAAUUUCUAAGACAAAAUUUUGCCUACGAGCUUAGGGCCAAGAGAGAAAAAUGUACAAUUACUCUAAUUUAUUUAAUAAUAUGUACUUACUUAUAUGUGUUUUUUUUUUAAUUAAUUAGUAGUUACUAACCCUGGAAUUAUUAAAAGUUAUGAAAAUAUUAAAAACUUUUCAAUUAUUACGAGUAUAGGGCUGCGGUGGGCGAAUAAUAAUUAUGUCGCUUAAUUACAAAAAAUUCCAACCGCAGCCGCUUACAGCAUAAAUUACACGGGUGCAAUAUACACGUGCUCCUUGUAAAGUCUGCGCGGAAAGAGAAGAGUUGUGUGGAAUACAAAGAAACCAAUACAGGGUUCUUUCCGCACAGACCCUACUCUUAGGGUCGGUUGCAUCAAACCGUCUGUUAUUGUGUGGGAAGUUUCAUAGAUCUCUGCUGCGGGACGUUGAUCAGUCUGUUAACUGUGGUUGGUGCAACUGACCCUUAGAGCAUUCAUAUGAAAUUACAAAUUGUUUAGUUACGAGUACUUACAUCAAUGUCUGCGCAUGGCAGCGAGUAAAAAACGCUUAUACCUAUAGGCAUAUAUCCAAAAUAUUAUAUAUUAUCGCAAGUGUUAAUUCGUAACGCAGAAUGUUAUUUAUGUAGGUAUCUUAUUACCUACUUUUGUUGUAUAUUAGUUAGCAAAAAAUAAAACAUAUUUAUCAACUAAAUCGCCGGGGUUCUAUCUGCGGGUCUAACAACUGGAUAGUUUAUGGUUCUAAGUAAAUGUAACCUUAAAUUUUAGAAAAAAAAAUCAAGAUAUAUGGGAUUUCAUAUGCUACGAAACUCAAAUGGUCUAUUUGUAAUUGGGAAGUUAGGCUCGCAACCUACAGCGAAUUAUUUUUUGAGUAAUUUAUUAUCUAACUGUCAAUUUUAAUUGACUGAUUAACCAAAUCAAGUGUCUCACCGUGCCAUAAAUAAUCAGAAAUCUUCGUCAUAGUUGUAACUAAAAUAGUCAUUUAAUAUAUCCAUUGCUGUAAAUUUCUUAUAACUAUGUGUAUCUUUCUUUGUUGUUUUUAUGGGUAACAUAUUAUAUAAUAAACGGUAUCAAAUAAAUA
Cydia pomonella (codling moth) is the source of this 5626-nucleotide messenger RNA. RefSeq lists its product as uncharacterized. NCBI's taxonomy places the organism in Eukaryota, Metazoa, Arthropoda, Insecta, Lepidoptera, Tortricidae. The transcript has 9 exons. The coding region runs from base 65 to 1426 and encodes 453 amino acids. Gene Ontology annotation, cellular component: membrane. The record is from RefSeq and is a predicted model, not a curated record.